Lactuca saligna is the source of this 528-nucleotide messenger RNA. The record is from the annotation of a GenBank genome assembly. NCBI's taxonomy places the organism in Eukaryota, Viridiplantae, Streptophyta, Magnoliopsida, Asterales, Asteraceae.
AUGAAUGCAAGUGAAGCUAGUAAUGAUGUAAGACUCGCUGUAACUAGAGCACUUUACAAUGCUCUUGGUUUUGCUCAAGCAAAUUUCACCAAUGAAAUGGAACGUGAUUAUAUUAUGAGAGUUGUUUGUGAAGCAACUUGUCUUGGUUUAGUUGCAAGAACAGUAGGAAAUGAUAUUGUUCCACUUGUGAUGCCUUCCAUUGAAGAAAAGAUAACAAAACCAGAUUGGAGACAAAGGGAAGGAGCUACUUAUGCUUUUGGAUCCAUCUUAGAAGUCAUGGCGACUAUGGUUCAUGAAGGAUCUUAUUUUCAUGAGGCUCAAUUUGAUUCAAAGAUGAAAGAGUUGAGGAAGUGUUCAAGGCAAGAGGAGGCUGAAGGAGGCUUGGAGCAAGGAGCUUUGUUUGGAUUCGAGUCUCAUUUCAGUUGGGGCAUUCCUUUGAGGCGGUGGAGGGCUCGAGAUUCAAGUGUGGGGAUAUCUGCUUUCUGCUUGCCAGGUUUCUUUCAGUAUCACGGGACGGCACCGGCUUGA